GUAUGUAUGUUUAUGUACUUUGUGGGAUCUCUGAAGCUUCGUUCUGGGCGUCGUAAACGUUUUGCUCGUAUGCAUAUAUCUCACAUCGUACGGUGAAGGGUAUACAGAAACACUAUCGAUCAGGAAAUUACAUACGAUGACAGUUAUCGCUAUAAAAUCUGACACACGAGUAAGCUGUCACAGUGACGCGCAGGAAUUGAGAAAACCGAACAAAAAAAAAAAGAAGAAGUAGAAGAAGAAGAACUAAACAAUAACUGUAUAUUUAUUUCUUAUUUUAAAUUUCUUAAAAAUUUUCCGGUAGCUUUGGUUAUCCGUACCAAAAUACGAAAUAUUCUCUGUUUGGAUGUUUGCUUUUUUCUUUAUUAUUUCCUAUUCCAAUCUACUAUUGCAAUAAAUUCUAAAAAGAAAAGAAAAGAAAAAAAAAAAAAGAAGAGAAUAGAGAGAAACUUAACGAUUUGAAUGAGUCGAUUGCAUGCGGUUUUUGGGGCAAACUCCUCCAUUUAUGGAAAGAAUUGAUUUAGUGUAAAAAAAUGGUUGCUUGGUCUAGCGUACGCAAAUUUACUGCCAUCGCUCUUGGCACCGGAGCCGGUUUAGGCGCCUAUUUGUAUCACCGUUUAGGAUCGGAUGAGAGAAAGGUGCACGCGUUAUGGACAAUUAGCGAUACAACGGUUAAUCCUUACGCUUUAUGGGAUAGUAAUUGGGAUUAUCGCAGUCCAAGGUAUUUAGUGAAACCUAUAGUAAAUACUAGCACGCAAGAAGAAAAUCGUUAUAAUGAUGAUAUUGAAAGAGUAACACCUCGCUCGGUAAGGCAUAUAAUAUUAGUACGUCAUGCUGAAUAUAUGCAUGCCGGCGAUACAGAUGAUACGCAUAAUCUUACGAUGAGGGGAUGCGUGCAAGCGAAAUAUACAGGUAGACGUUUAAGAGAGUUGGGUGUAAGGUGGGAUAAAAUUAUUAUAUCAACAAUGACUAGAGCCCAGGAAACUGCAGAUAUUAUUUUGAAAGAAAUUGAUUUUGAUCCUGAGAGAUUGGUGAAUUGUUCCUACAUACGUGAAGGGGCGCCGAUACCUCCGCAACCUCCAGUAGGACAUUGGCGUCCUCCGAAAGCGUUCUUUCGCGACGGUGCACGUAUAGAGGCGGCUUUUAGACGUUAUUUUCAUCGGGCCUUGCCCACUGAAAAAGAAGACACUUACACACUGAUCGUGGGUCAUGGCAAUGUUAUACGUUAUUUUGUCUGUCGGGCCUUGCAAUUUCCACCGGAGGCUUGGCUGCGCAUCAAUAUUAAUCAUGCCUCGAUCACAUGGUUGACUAUACACCCAUCCGGUAAUGUGACAAUAGAGUGUUUAGGUGAUUCCGGUUUCAUGCCUCCAGAAUAUUUAACAAAUCGUGUACCAGUUCUAUCAAAAGGUUUACUUUAAUUAUUAUUUAAAAAAAAAAAAAACAAAAACAAAAACAAAAAAGAAAACAAACCAAACUCGGAACCAUGAACUUUCACGAACUAUAUACCCGAAGAAGAUGAACGAUAUGAUUUGUAAAUGGAGAAGAACCCUUUGAUAUAUACUUUAAAUCAACUAACUAUAUACUUCGAAUUGAUCUGAUUUGAUCUGGAGGAAUUACAUUUCAUAAAUUUUUAAUUAAUAUUAAGUAAAUAAAAUUUGCCAUAACAGAGUACCGUAAAGGAGGAAGGGGGAAGGGCGACAUAUAUAUCAACAUUCCAUCAUCCUGAUUGCUAUUUGUACUUGGGGAAAACGGCUAAGAUAUGUAUGCGAUUCGAAUUUGAAGAGAUGCUUGCUUAUCAUGUACAUAUGUAUAUCGAUUCUAUUUCAAAAUUAAGUUGCGAACAAGUCCACCCGAAAGCAGAUACGUGUCUCUUAAGGUUUCGUAUGUUUUUUAAAUUGUCAUAUUUUU
Messenger RNA from Glossina fuscipes, 1905 nucleotides. RefSeq names its product serine/threonine-protein phosphatase Pgam5, mitochondrial-like. Gene Ontology annotation, cellular component: mitochondrion. The transcript has a single exon. The record is from RefSeq and is a predicted model, not a curated record. Gene Ontology annotation, biological process: positive regulation of mitochondrial fission. Lineage: Eukaryota; Metazoa; Arthropoda; Insecta; Diptera; Glossinidae. The coding region runs from base 531 to 1415 and encodes 294 amino acids.